CAGGCAUUCUGCAGCUACCGCUUGAUGUCCACACUCCGUUUUCAAUAUACAGCGAAAAAAGUCGAGCGUGCGGGCGAGCGCAGCAAAAUAAUUAAACACUCCCCGAAAUAACACAACUAAACUAGUGCUAAACUAACCGAAAGUGACGCCGAACGCCGCGUUCUCAACAAAUCCAAGCGAAAUGCGAUAGGCGAGCGUUUAAUUCAGUAAGCGAAGGGGCGCAAAAGGCAUAGCAGCUCCGAGGCGUUGGCCAAAAAGAAGAAAAGCGCAAAAGAAACGGAGAAACGCAGUGUAAAAGAGAGACGCGAAGAAGAGAAGAGAAAAAUGCAUACAGCAGGAGUGGUGGCGAUUUUUUAAUCAAAGCUGGCUUUUCAAAGCUGCUCAUUUUGGGCUAAAAUCUGGGGCUGCGACGCGAGAGUAGGUGUCGAAAAUAAAGUAAAAAAUAAUAAAAAAUAAUAAAUAGUGAAAAUCUGAAAGAUAUUUUCCGCAUAUUGGGCAGGCGAACAAAUUAACAUUCCAGUCAAGUGAACAUGUUUGUGGCCAGCAUAAAACCAUAAAAUCUGCCGAGCACAUUUUCCUCUGCUCGCUGAAAAACUCGCCAGCACAUACAUACACGCACACACGCGCACGCAAAAGCACACAAACACAGGCAGGAAGGCAGGGAGGCAGGAAAAUCGCGUGAAAAACCAUGUCCAGCUGGGCAGAACGCGUCCAUAGGCGCGCCGCGGAUUUGGGCAACGUGGUGACCUCCUGCGGCCACCCAGCCACCGCUCCCGCCUACCCGUACCGCCUCGAAAAGGUCAAAUUCGGUGUGCCGCUGGAGGAGGUGUGCAAGCACAACAACAACAUUCCCGGGCCCCUGCUCGUCCUGAUCCUCAAACUGAACAAGGAGUCACCGAACCGCCGCGAUGUAUUCCGCGCACCCGGCCACCAGGGCGCAAUGAAGAAGCUCAUCCACUUCCUGCAGGCCGGUCGGCUCGUCAACGUGGACAACUAUUCGGUGUUCACCAUCGCCAGCGUGCUCAAGAAGUUCCUGCGCAAGAUCCCCAAUGGGAUAUUCGGGCGCAGCGGCGAGAUGGAGCUGUUCGCCAUCAAUGAUCUGCAAAACGAAGCCGAGCAAACGGAGCGACUGCACAGACUCUUCGGUUCGCUGCCGAAAUACACACAGCAUCUAUUAGUUCUACUGUUCGGCACAUUCCGGGUUAUCGCGAGCAAUGCGGCCCACGCCUCCACCGGAAUGACCAGCGAGGCGCUGGGCGUUUCCGUGGCCCCCAGUUUCUUUCAAUCCUGCGUCAGCGAUGGCAAAACCGCCCGCAUGGAGGAUGUGCUCAAGUUCAAGGUCUCUACGAAGAUUAUGCAGAAUAUAAUUGAUAAGUUUGCCACGCACGACAUCUUCGGGCGCGACAACUAUGAGUACUACGCCCGCGUCACAGGACGCAUUCUCAAGGUGCAGGACGAGUGGAUAUGCAGCUUUCAGUAUCCACCACCGCCACGUGGCAAGUUGGCUCAACAAAAAUACGCAUUGCAACAUUCUUUGGAGGCGGAGAAGACAUGGCUGCAGUGCCAAUGCGAGCGUUGGGGCUUACUGGCCCAGGAGGAGUCCCGCUCGACGCCCGCCCUGCUGACCAGCUCCAGUUCCGCAUUGGAGAACAGUGUCCUGUCGCUGGGCGUUUCCCCCGAACACUCGUUCAUCGAGAGCUGCGCCCGUCUCUCAGUUUCGCUGGAGGGACCUGGCAUCUAUGCCAUGACUUCGUCGCCGUUGCCGGCGAAGCGGAAUGGCAAUGGCAACGGAAAUGCCACGGACUACGACUAUGAUGACUAUGCCGACGAUGAUGAGGACAACGAUGAGCUGGACGGCGUUCACGACUUUGGUGCCGAAUUGGAGAUCAGUAGCAUAGCUCCGCCGCAGGGAAGUCGUGGCAUCUAUCGCCACAAGCAGCGAGCCCAGCAGCAGCCACACCACUACCAACAACAGCAGCAGCAGCAGCAGGUGCCGCCUCAGCACCAGCGGGACUACGACGAGGACGACGACGAUGAUGAGGAUGAGAUGACGUUUAUUAAGCGCCGGUAUCGACAGAACAAAAAGAAGCCGGCGCCGCCGAGCAGCAGCCAUCAUCAGAGGCGAUUGCGCACUGGCACCAAGAGUCUCGAUGGCGGAGGGGAGAGGCGCACGGGAUCGGGAGCAGCGGGCGGAUCAGGAGGAGGUGCUUCAGGCUCGGCAGUUGGCAAUCCGACGCCUCCCAAGCUCAAGCAGCGAACGUGCAGCCGCUGCAAUCGAGGCAUUCGGCACAGUAGCUCGUGCAGCUCCAAUUCCGCCGGAGCAACUGGCUCGAAUAGCGGAGGAGGCGGCAACGGAGGCUCCGGAGCCGGAAACGGAGGAGGGGCCGAGGGCGGCAUGACCAUGGAGGAGCUGAGGGCCGUCAACCGAUAUGCGGAGAGCACCAAGAGCCUCUCGUAUCUGCCACAGGUCCAUGAACGCCAAACCGCACGCAUGCGCACCCGCUCCGAGUGGUUCCUGGGUCCCCGGGAUGCGGUGGUCACGUUGCAAUUGCCGGCGGACACGUGCAGCAAUUGCUGUCUUGCCGCAGCCGCUGGAUAUUUGGGUGGCGGCAGCACCAGGGACAUGCGACAGGCUCAAACGGAAGGCGAGCGGAAUCAGGCGGCCUUGCUCUAUCACUUUUACCGCAGGCAGCAGCAGCAGCAACAGCAACAGCAGGAGCAACACUAUGACGAUAUGAUGGACACGGAGGAUAGCUACGGACAGCAGAAGGAGCAACAGCAUCAGCAGCAGCAGCAGCAGGAGCAGCAACAGCAACACAUACAUUCCAAGGGUCUACUAAGACCACCGCCGAUGCAACAUCAGCAUCAACAGCAGCAGCAGCAACGUCGCCUGCUGCUGGAUGUCAAUUCGGGUAGUUAUAACGCUGGACUAACUACGCUCACCACCAACAACACUCAUUUCGGCGACGAUCUGGCCAACUAUCUACACGAACCGCUCAGCAACACAUGCUAUUAUUCCUCCAGCCAGUGCUUGAACCGGCUGCCACCUGUUGUCGUUGUGCGCGAGGAUCAGCAGCUGACGGAGGUCACCGAUAGCGAUGGCGAUGGCGACUCUCUGGACGGCGGUGUUUUGCACACCCUGCAGGCCCACGAGUUGCAGCAUCAUGUGGAGCCCAGGCAGGCGGCCAUGUUGCUGCUGCGACACUCGACACCGCAGCAGCAACAUCGCAGCAGCAUGGCCUCGUCCUUGUACCAAUCCUUUGACGUGACCUCCGCCGAUCUGAGCCACGGCAACGACCACAACAGGAGCGGCCACAAUAAUAGCAACAAUAACCAUCACCACAACAACAACUUUGCCACAGUCAUUUUCAAUGUUUUGGACUUUUUUUGGCAACAUCCGUUUGAGUAACAGCGCCGAGUCCAUUCAGUAUGCAGCCCGACGACCGGUCGCCAGUCUUGGUCUCAAUCCCAGCCUCGGCGGCGCCAUUACCACCAUCAACACCACCAGCACCCACAAUCCCACCACCAGGCGUCUGCUCAUCAAUGUGCCGCGCCAGUAUCGAUCCUCGCUGCGGCGCAACAAGGAGAAGCAGAUCGGCGGCAAUAGUCAGAGCAACAGUAGCAAUAGCCUGGGCAGUGAUCAGUUGACCGGAAAUGCUGGAGCAGCUGCAGGAUCGGCCGUCGGUGUUCCGGUGCUAAACAAACCCCUACUGAUGGUCGGCCUACUGCCGGGUGCCGAGCAGCCGCCCUCCGUGCGGAACUCCAUUGCCGAGUGCGGCAUCUCGACGCCGGAUGCAAUGGACGUGGGCAUGGAGUGCAGCACCACGCUGAGCUUCAAGCCGCCGCGGCUGUAACAAGGACAACAGCCCAUUCGAUCGAAGGCUGCUAAGCACACCCAGAAAGCCUCGGCCCAUAGCUAUGUUAAGAUCUAACCAUUUUUUUAAAAUACGUAUACAUACUUUCAAAUCAAACCAACACCCCAACACACACAAAAACGAGAGUGCCGAAGAAAUCUAUAGAGAUUUUAAUGGGAAUGCCAUUGAUCAUCGGCAGUUUUGCAUUUUGCAUUAUAGUUAAAUCUCUGUAGAUUUUGACGGCCCCUCUUGAAAACCAUCAUACAUUAGGUUAUGGUAAACGAUAUAUGUAUUUAAUGUGUAUAGCAAGAAAAGGCUGAUUUUCUUUAGUUAAACAAACAAAACAAAAAAACAUGGAAAACGAACGAAUGGAAACAAACAAACAAACAAUUUACAACUGAAACUAACUAUAUUAUGCAACAAAUUGCCAAAUUUUAUUCAGCAUUCAUUUCGUUGUGUGAUUUAGGUUGAUUUUACUUCAUGUUUUAGCCAAGAAUCUCUCAAACUUGAACAUUGUCAAGGUAAAAAUAAACGAAAUUUUCACCUGAUCGCAAACCGAAACAACGAUACAAAAAGCAGAAGAAUUUCGAAACUCUUUAGCAUCUGAACAAUCCAACCAAUCGAUUUCGAGGCCGACUCUCUGUCUUUAUAAGAACCAUUUUAGAUGUUAUUUCUAAUCUAUGCAAAUUGAAACUAAUCAAAUGAAUGGAGCUCUUUAAAGGCAAUCAUAGAUCCGAAUACAGAUGAUAUACAUUCAUUUUUGAUACAGUGAAGUACAAAAUCAAAACUAAACAGAAACCAAUCGAAAAUAUCUAAUACAAAUUCUACAUUAUUCUUACAAAGAUAGAAACAAGAAAACUUAGCAUUUAAUAUGUAGAUAAGCGUUUUCGAAUUAAACUUGUAUAACUGCGAACGGAAAUCAAUAUGUAAAUCGGAUGUUAUUUCACUGAUGUUAUCGUUAAUAGUGCUAUGUGUACAUAUAUACGUGUAUGUCUAUGUGUCCAAGAUAUAUCUAGUAUGUAUAUUAACUAAACGAUAUGCUAAAACAGCCCUUCCUGCGGGGGAGCAGAACCGCCAAACUACAGCUAAAACGAAUGAAAUAAUUCCACUUUCUAUAGAAUCUGAUUUAGCGAAUCCUCGACGACUAGUUACUAAUAGUACCAAUCCAAGUAUGGUCUCCAGAUGGUCCCAAAGGACCCUCUCCAGAUUGAUUUCCACUGCCCCGCCACUAGAGUUCUGUUUCCCCUUCAUCCUAGACUUGGAGAUUUUUCAGCUUUAAUUGAAAAAUUCUUUGCGAAGUUAGAGAAAGAAACAAUUUCCUCCUCGCUGUGUUUGACCGACCACAUUUGGUGUGUUUUUGAAAUUGAAUUUACAUAAUUAAUCUAAAUGUUAGCUAAGGAAAUAAAACAAAUGAAAAUGAAUGCAUCUUAUUUUGCCAUUUCGUACGUAGUAUGAAGCGCAUCUGUUUAAGUGUAAAAAUUAGAAUUUAAAGCUCUGAAUGUUGCCCAGAAUUUAGGAAUGAGAAAUGCAAGAAACACCAAUUUGUUGAUUAGCAAAGCAAACAAAAAGAAGGUUAAUUUUAUCGACAUCAUUUUUAUUGCUGUAUAUGUGUAGGCUAUAAGCUAUAAAAUAUAUAAUUGUAUAAAUCUUACGGAGUACGAGUUCGAGUGAAGUACAUUCAUUAGCCACUAAAUACUAUUACAUAAAUAUAAAUCGUGUUGUAAAUGAUGACAGAAUCGUUAUAGAUAUACGCUAUAUUUAGUGAGCAGGAUCUGUUCCAUAUAUUUUCGCGUGCAAAAUGCAUUUCGAAUACAUUUUUCAAAUAUUUUUAAUUUAGUUUUAUAGUUCUUUUGAUUUACCCCAUUUUAGAGACAUUUUCCAUUUUGUGAAAGUUGCACUUUAAGAACUUCUGUAUACAAAAAAAAAAAAAAAAAAAAGAGAAAAGAAUCAUACAUAUAAUGUAACUAAUUACUGAAUGGAAAAAAUAAAUAUUUAAAUUG
Drosophila melanogaster (fruit fly) is the source of this 5854-nucleotide messenger RNA. It is a transcript of the gene RhoGAP71E, whose product is annotated as Rho GTPase activating protein at 71E. Gene Ontology annotation, biological process: signal transduction. Bases 689 to 3409 code for a protein of 906 amino acids. Gene Ontology annotation, molecular function: GTPase activator activity. The record is from RefSeq and is marked reviewed. The transcript is spliced from 7 exons. NCBI's taxonomy places the organism in Eukaryota, Metazoa, Arthropoda, Insecta, Diptera, Drosophilidae.